This is a messenger RNA of Tetrahymena thermophila SB210, 8415 nucleotides long. Its product is annotated as zinc finger protein. Gene Ontology annotation, biological process: ubiquitin-dependent protein catabolic process via the N-end rule pathway; protein ubiquitination. The record is from RefSeq and is a predicted model, not a curated record. The transcript is spliced from 2 exons. Gene Ontology annotation, molecular function: zinc ion binding; ubiquitin protein ligase activity. Gene Ontology annotation, cellular component: ubiquitin ligase complex; cytoplasm. NCBI's taxonomy places the organism in Eukaryota, Ciliophora, Oligohymenophorea, Hymenostomatida, Tetrahymenidae.
AUGUCUAAUAAUUAGCAAUAUAAAGAGCAUCUUGAGAAAGCUUAACAAAACUUUUAAAGUAAUGAUGAAGGAGGAGGUGGAGGGUAAUAAAGAAACUAAAUUGGUUAGUAAGUAGGAGGAAAAGCUCGAAAUAAUUAGCAGGCAUAGAUCGAUCAGUUUCAACGUUUCUUGAAUUCAUAAGGAGGAGAAUAAUAUUACAGUAGAUAAAAAAGGAAGCCAUAAGGAUAAGGCAAGACAAUUGAAAAUUUAAUUAAGAGAAUCUUUUAAUCUACUGCUAAAUUUGAAGAAUUCAAUAAAUUAUGCUAAUAGUAGAAGAGAUCAAUAUGUUCAAAUAUGAUAGGCAAAUCUGAUUUAUAUUUUUAGUGCUUUGAUUGUAACAAAGAAAACCAAGACACCAUACUUUGCUAAUCUUGCUUUGUUAAAGGAUCUCACACUUACCAUAAAGUAGUUUACUUUAAUGAUAUGGAUGAUGGAGGUUAAUGUGAUUGUGGAGAUGCUUCGUAGAAGUACCCUACUUUUUGCGAAGAUCAUCCAGUAAAAAAGAAAGAAACUGAACACGAAAAAUAAAGAAUGUUAGCUUUGAUUUCUCCUGAAAUUAGAGAAAAAAUAACUGAAUAUUUUGAGUAGGAAUUUAUUAAGGUUUUUAAAGCUUUAGACACUGCAAAAUCUGGCCAAUGCUUCUCAAUUUCUUAAGACAUAUUUUAAUUGUUAAAUAAUAUGAUUUAUUUAAUGAAUAAUCGAGUUCCUAUGAUAUAUUUGAUAUCUGAUUUGCUUACUAAGCAUUUAGAUUUCUAGCCUGCAUCAUAUGAAAAGCAUAUUCAAGAUUAAAUCAUCACUAUCAACCAAUCUCCGUAUCCCAGUUUCCUUUCCAAAAACAAAAAAACCAGUAAAAAGAAACGUUAGUCUAAAGAAAUAAAAGAUGAAAACAAUUCGUAAAAUAUAACUUCAUCUUAAAACAUUUACUAAUCUAGUUCGACUGGACUAGCUCAAGAAGAUGGAAUAUUUGGGUCUUAAUUUAGUUUAUCAAGCAGGUUUCCUUAAGGAGCAAUUAAUUUUAAAGAAAAUAGCAGUACCAAAUAAAUUAAUAAUAGUGGAAUUUAAAAUAACUUGUAGAGGCAAGAGGGAGAUAAUACUUUAUUGCAAUAAAUGACUUCAAGUAUUGGUGGGUUAAUAAAUUAAUAAAUGAUAAACUAAAAUAAUGGAUUUAAUUUAAAUGAUUUAUCAUAUUUAUUCUAGCAGCAAUAAAAAAGCACUCUAGAAAAUGCUUUAACGGCAAACUAAUAAAUUUUAUCUAAUUCUACUGCUUCUUAAAAUUAUUUCGCUUAAGAUAAUUUCUUUCCUCAGAAUUCUGAUCCUAUUCUUUAAGCUUCAGUAGUUAGUAGUAGUAAUUUAGGAGGUAUUACAAGCUUGAACAAUUUAUCAGAUAUUUAAGUAAGUUAAAAUCUAAAUUAGCAUAAUUAGUACGGAUAUAAUAAUACUGCUACUCCUACAACACCAUACAAUACUGGAUUAAAUAUGAGUUAGUAUAUUUAUGCAUCACCUUUUAUUACUAAUAUUGGAGGAAAUAUUAUGUAGACUCCUUUUGCUUUUUAGUAAAUGGCAUCUCCUUCCCCUUUCUGGACUUACAGCCCAUAUAUUCCUCAAUAAAUUCCUUAAUUUGGUAAUAAAUAAGAUUAAAAUUUUGUCUUAAAUUCUUCUAAUUUAGCUUCUUCUACACCAGCUUAAGUGAAUUUAUUAUCUAACAUAUCUUUGUAUUCUAAUUAGCCAUAGCAGUAAUAAUUUUAUCUUCCCCCACCAAUGUAGCUAUUGUAGGAGCAAACUAUUGAAGAAAGUAACAAUCUUCCAUGUUUUGCAUAAUCAAAUAUAAUUUAAGAAUCAUCUUUAUUAACUGCUCCAUCACCAAUUUAGAAACUAAAUAAAGAAAAUUUAAGUUAUUAAAAUUUAGAAAAUUAAACAUAGCAAGUUAAUCAAUAGUCACAGUAGUAGUAAUAAACAAAACCCAAUCAGGAUAUUCCAUUAUAAUUAAAUGAUGCAAAUAUUGAAGUUUAAAAUUAGAACCAAGAUAAUAAUAAUAAAAUAAUUGAAGAAUCUUAAAAUAAUAAUCCUAAAUAAAAUAACAAUCUUUCGGGUAGUAUAAAUAUUUUUAAAUUUUUGAGUUCAAGCAGAGUAAGUUUUGGAUUAAACGAUACCUCAUCAAUACUUUGUAACUAAUAAAGGCAAGAUCUUAAUGAUGAUUUCAAAGACUAAAAUGAAAAUGAUACUAGAGAAAAGAGAAUCUCAUUUUCUUAGCCACUAUUUAAAUAGCAAAGUUAUGAUUUAUCAUAGAAGGAUCAAUAAAAAAAUCAGCUUUAGGUGGAGGGAAUUUAGUAAAAAAAAGAUUAAAAUAAAUCAAAAAUAUUUGAAGAAGAUGAUAAUUUAAGCGAGCUUUAAUAAUUUAAAUCAUAAACUUAAAAAAAAUUUGUAGAAUUUCCAAGUGUUCCAUAAACUCCUAUUGCUGCUAAUUAAAAUACCCCUAAAGAUAAUAAUUUAUUUUAGUAACCUUUUUAAAUAGACAAUUCUAAUUUUUAGUUUACAAAUUCUUAAACAAAUACUAAAAAAUGGGUUGAAUUUCCUUAAUUAACAGAAUCCACGAGUAAAGAUUAAAUUAAAGAAAACUAAAUAAAUUUAGUUUAGCCAAGUGAUAAUAAACCUUUAAUUUCAAGCAAACAAACGUUAAAUAAUUUUUAAUCUUAAUCUUCAAAUGUGAACACUCAAUAAAUAAAUGAAUUAUAAAACAUUUAUUCUGUAAAAAGUGUAAUAAAUCAAAUAGAAAAUUAAUCUCCUUCAGAUUCAAACGAUUUAAAUAUUUAAUCAAAUCAAAACGAUAGUGAAAACGCAUCUAAGUCUUCUUAAGAUUAAAAUAAUAUCCCAAACACAAAGGCCGUCUCUAUAAGUGGAAAUUUGAGAGAAUAAUUAUAAUAAAAUAACAAAAUAGAAGUGGAAUCAGAGGAAGCAUCUUAAAGCCCUUCAAAACAAGAUAAAGAAACUUUAUAAUUCACUAUUUAGCAAAAAAAGCACUAAUAGUAGAUAAUAAAUUAAAUUUUGAAGCGCAGAGCUACUCUAGAAAUAGAUGAUAUUCUGGGCGGCGAUAAAUAAAAAUAAGAUAAUGAGCUAACUUCAAGAAAAAAAUAACAUACUGAAGAUUAAUUUGAGACAUAAAAAAUUUAAAAUACAGAAAUAACUCUAUUUAAUUAAAAGAAAAUCUAAACAUUAUCAUAAAAUAAUUAAGAAAUUGAAAUCGAAUAAGACAAGCAAGGGAAAUUAGAAGAGCAGAAAGAGUAAAACCUUGAAAAAAUCUAAUCUGAAAAAUCCUAAUUAGAUUUAGAGUCUGAGAAAGAGAAAUGGUGUCUUUUAGAACUUCUAUUUCUUUAUUAUCCAAAAUACUGUAAUGAUCAAACAGAUAAAAAUCUACAAAAAGUUAUUAUGAUUGCUUUUUUAGAUUAAAUUUUUCGUCCUCUUCUGGUUAAGUUUUACUCAACUUACUUUGAUCUAAUAAUUGAAACUAGCAAGUUUGAGUUUUAUUUGUGGAAAAUUUGCUUUCAGUUCUUUAAUGAAAGUUUAGAGAGUGACUUUGUUAUUAACAAUACAGUGAUGAUAGAAAAAGUAGUUAAAGGUGUUGAAGAAAUAACUUAGGAUUUUAAAACAAAAAAUUAUGGACAAACUAUCAAUAAAAGAAAAAUAUUAGAGACAAUUGUUCUCGCAUUUUUGUAGUAAAGAAAUGCUAAAUAUUAUGGAAGGACAAAUAGAAAAUUACUACAAUUAUAUUUAGAAAGCAUGAGCUAAAGCAAUUUAAUGACUCAUAUAAGCUUUGAUCACAGCUGUGAAUAUUUAAACUUCGAGGCAAUAUUAACUAGAAUUUCAUAGCUAAUAAAUAGAAACGUAAGAUCAAUUUAUCACAUAGAUUCACAGACAUUUAUCCACAUUUCAUAGUCUAUCUUAAACUAACUAAAUAAUUUUAUAAAUGGCCCUUUAUUUAUAGAAUUUGUCCUUUAAUUUAGUGUUCCUAGUGUUUAGCAUUUGAAGAAAAAAGAUGAUGGAUAGGAUGCAGAAAAAAUUUACCCUUUUUUCAAUAACAAGGUAAGAAUUUUUUUAAUAUAUUUUGCUUAAUUUUAUGUAGAAUCUACUUCUCCUGUAGCUUCGCAAGUUUCUAGCUUCACUGUCUCUUAGCAAAACCUCAAUAGUAAUUAAUUAUAAAUGCAAGGUUCAUCAAGAUAAUCUUUCACUAAUAUUUAAGCUAAUCCUUCUUAAUAUCUAGGCAGGUUAAGCUUUUGUUCAGGAACAUAGCUUGAUUCUUAAAAUAAUUCUAAUAACUCUCAAAGUGUUUCACCAGAUAACCUUGGAGAAAACUUUGAAUUCUAUACUCUAAUUAAACAAUAUUUACCAAAUGAAUAUGGUAGUAAUGAAUCUAUUGAUAAUUUAUUGAUUAAUUUGACAGGAUACUUGACUAAGGUUUUGUACUUUGUUGAGUUAAAAGAAAGAAACUACGACUUAAAUGACCCAACAGCUCAUUUACUCGCUGAGGAGGAAGGCUAUGAUAAUCCUAAUUCAGAACUUACAUUACUAUAGUUAUACAAAAGCUCAAAAUUAUAUGACUACGAUUUUUCUUGCCUAUAAUUUAUAUUUACUUUGAUUCCUAAUAAUAGCUUAACCCUAUAGGCUAUGUGGUAGGCAAUUUAAUCUUUAAUAAUUAGGGAAAAAAAUACUAAGCAAUAACAGCUGCAUUUAUUUGAUUUAAGUGUCGAAAAAAUAAUUUCUGAUCCAGUCUGUCAAUUAAAUGUUGAGUAUUUUCUGUUUACACUUUGCAAUAUUUGUAUCAAUAGCAUAUCAUUGCUAAAUGCAUUAUCUCCAAACUAAAAAUUAUAGAAUGUGUCUUGGAUGAAGCAAUCAGUAGAAUUCGCAGUUAUUAUGUCCUUCUUUGAUAAACCACUACAAGACUUUUACUAAGUAAAGGAAAAUUUAAAAGAAAGAUUUGAAAUAAAUGUGUAAUAUUUAGAUCUUGAGGGAUGUGUCUCUAAAGUAGCUGAAUGGGAUGAAAAUCAUAAAAAAUUCAGGUUGAAAAAAGAAUUCUAAAACAUGUUUGAACCAUAUUAUGCUGAAAGGAAUAGAGGCUUAGCCAAUGACAUGUACUAAACUUUAAAGUAAUAAAUGUAAAAAGAUUUUUAGAGUGAUCUCAUUUUAGGUAACAUGCUAGAAUUUAUGGAGACAAAGAGGUGCCAUAAUGAAAAAAAGAGUAAAAGAAAUAUAUUUUCAUCAAACUAGUCUCUGCUUUUGAGAAAUAUCAAUUUUUUACAAUUUUUGAGUAAGAUUUGUGAAAACCUUUAAGAAAUUUCAGCUAUAAACAUGAACAUUGCGAAACACGCUGUAAAACUUCUUUAAAUUAUAUUUAUUAGGAGUUCUAUAGACCGAAAGAAUCACUAAAUAAUUAACUAAAAUUAAGAUAAGAGUAGUUAAUAGGGCUAUAAUACGUAAUAAGCUGCCAUGAAUAAUAGCUCUCAAUAAUAAUAAUAAUCCUAACAAAGUGUCAAUGGCUUAUUGCAAGAAGAUUUAUAUCUCUUUAGGCUAUUUGUGUCAAAUUAAAAGAUAAAGGAGUAACUCACAAAUUAUAGUUCAGGUAAAGAAGAUGAUCUAAAAAGGUCAACUAAAAAGAUAAUUAACAUUUUCAAUGCAUUUUAGGAUAUUUAUUAGAAGGAGAAUUCAAUUAUUUUGAUGUAAAUUAGGCGCAGGAAUUCUUCAGUUGAUGAAGAAAAUAAGAAAUCUGAAAUAAAAAAUUAGUAAUAAAGAAUUAUGGAAGAAUUCCGCAAAAAAUAAUAAAAUUUUCUUUAGAAAAGUAACAGCAAUAAUGUUAAUAAAUUGGCUAAUAAUAAUUUAUCAUCUAGCGUUUAAACAAAUUAAGAUUUAAUUUGUUCAAGCUAAUCAAUAAGCUAAAUUAAAUAAAAUGAUGCACUAAGGAUUACCUCUAAUCCUUCCUUUGCUUGCUUGAUGGAUUAAAAUGACGAAGCAAGUAACUUCUAAGUUUCUGAUAUAAACCUACAUAGCUCUCACGAUAUUUAUAAAGCAAAAAGAUCUAAUCCUCCUUUACCACCAGAAUGUUUGAUAUGUAGGACAACAUCUACUGAAAGAAGUGCAGUGCUUGUUAUACCAUGCUAUUUAGCUCCAGACAAUUUAUUUAAUUACUUCCUUAAAGAAUCGUUUUGCAAUGCUAGAUUAUAAACAGUUUAGUAGCAAGACGAUGCUAAUGCAUCAAAUUUAGAUGUAAUUCAAAAUUAGAUAGAUUUAAAGAAAUCAAAAUUUUCUUGGAGUUUCACAGGUUGUACUCAUCAAGUCCACUCAAAGUGUCAUCUCGAUGCUUAGCAAAAUCUUUCUAUAAAAAAGAAAGCUCGUUCAAAUCAUGAAAAUAAACUUAAUCUAAAUGAGAGUUUUUGUGCUCAUUGUAAAAGCUUAUUAAAUAUUCGUUUAAUAAAUAUUGAGUAUUUCUUAAAUUCAUAUGAUUUUUCAAACAUGAUAGAAAGGUUGAAUAAUUCUCCUUAACUUAUAAGAACUGAAAGCAGUUAAAGUUUAGCUGCUGUCCAAUAAGCAGAAGCCAUAAAAGAGAAUAAAAUGAAUCAUAAUAAUUAAAUAGAUUAAAACAGUAGUGAUAAAGGAUUAAAUAAUAGCAGAGAUAAUACCAAGUUAGCAAAUUCUAACAAUACUCCAUAAACAGGUUAUUUAAGCUUGCCUGAAAUUAUUCAAGAAGUAACAAUGAUCCAAGAGGAGUUAGUAGCUCCAAAAAGCAUCCGAAAUUAAAUAAGAGAAGAUAUAGACGAACAAUGUAAAUAAGAAAUAGAAGAUCUAUUCAGUUAACUUCGCAAAGAAAUAGAAAUGGUUUCAGCUGGAGAAGAUUUAGGAACGAUAUUCUAGAAGUGCGCUUACUUCAUGUCUGAAAGAUAUUUAAACAAAGAUGUAAUUAGUUACAUUUAAAAAGAGUUGCCAAUGAGUAAAUCAGUCAUUCUCAACUUUGCUGUUCUUCUUUAACAGAAUCCACCUUCUAUGAUGGCAAUUAAGUAUAUAAAGAAUCGUCUUAUUGGUAAAUUACAAAGCAUGAAAAAUUUAAACCAUCUCAUUUUAAGAUAACUUGAUAAAAACGAUAGUAUUGAUGAAAUCUUUGUAGAGAUAUUAAUAGAUGUACUUUAUAUCGGAUUUUUAUAUGAUCCUCUGUAAUAGAAAACAGCAAAUUCGUUUUCUAUUUAUGAAGAAAAGGGAAGGUAGAGACCAAGAGAUGGAUUCGAGUGGACUUUUGUAAUAGUAACAUCUUUGCUAAAAAUUAUAAAAAUGAAUGUAGUAAUUUAAGUUGCAUGUCUCCUCCAAGCUUCUACCUCCUCUUCAUUUGAUUAAAAUCCUUAAUAAAUCAUAGGAUUUACAAAUAUCUUGGAAUCAAUCAAAGCAAAUUCAUAGUUCAGAGCAAGUUUGUUUAACAUGGUGCGUCCAUUCAUUUAAAUGCUUGUUUGUUUCCUUCUUACUGUCUUUCCUUUCAGCUAAACUCAAUUAGAGCUUCUUUAGAAGAACAUACUUUUAGAUGAAGACGAAUACGUGCACUAUGAGAAUAUUCUUUCCAAAGAGUUUAUGACUAUAGACCCAAUAUAAACCAUUUAAGUGACUGGAGGUGAACUUUUUUUGAAGAACUUCCUUGAAAUUUUAUAAAAUAAAGAAAUUUAAGCAAAACUCUAAUAAUUUUUCAUUCAUAAUCCUUUCAGAGAAUUUAAAUUAGUGCAAUUACCUCUAUCAUAUUCAGAUUUCCAUAAAGCAUACUUCUUUAGAAAAUGUUCCUAAUGCAACUUCUUCCCAAAAGUAAAAGGAUCUGAUUUACAUAUAUGUCUUAUCUGUGGUGAAGUAUUAUGCAGCUAUAAAUGCGCACCUAAAUAAUAAUCAAAUUAACCCAAAAAAAAAUAAAAGCUUAUAAAUAACUCCGAACUGAACAAGAUAAGUAUGAUGUAAAUCGAAUAGGAAGAAAUAUAAAAUGAUAUUUAUGAUAAAUUCUUUAGUAAUUUAGAUUCAUCAGAUUUUGAUUAUGAUCCUGGUAAUCUAUCAAGACAUGCAAUCUAAAAGCAUUGUGGAAAAUCUGCAUUCUUAAACAUACAGCGCACCACUUACAUACUUAUUGACUUUCCUAAAGCAAUUUAAUUCCAUACAAAAGUGUUUGCAAAUAGAAUAGGUAUUCCAUUUUUGACAGGAAAGCCAUUGAUUGACUGGAAUAAAUAUUUUAUCGAUAAAAAAUUAAUUGAUCAUAUUACAUAGAUAAUACAAGAUAGACAAUUAAGCUAGUACAUAAGGCAUUAGUUAAUGAUUAAACAGUCAGAAAAUGCUCCAAAAACAUUUAAUCUUAUGACAUAGCUACCAUGA